AUGAGCAGCCGGCGCAACGAGCCUGCGGGCGUUGCGUCGCACACCGAUGGGCACCGCAGUAGCCUGCGGCGCAGCUGCAUGCACGACUCGAUCGAGAAGCCACCGCUCUUCUUUGCCUGGCCAACUACAGGUCCGUCACGGUUGCCGGCAACGACGCCAACCGCUGAGCUUGAAGCGCCAAAACUUGCUGCAGCGGCUCUGCCAACGACAGCUGCACCGCCAAGUACGUCGCGUCAGCCCGUGUCAUCGAUUCCACCCAGCGUGCCGGAAGCGACAUUGGUCAUGCCAUCACCGACGCCCAUGCUGCAGCCGGCAGUCGUUCUCUCAGCGCAGUCGAUGGCGCCCGCCUACAUACCGCCGCCUGCCCAGAUCAUGUACCCGUGCAUCCCCCCGACUCCCAUUGCACCACCCGCCCCUGCACCACCAUUAUUUGCCACAGCGAUGAAGCAGGAAAAGCCUCGUGAUGCAGUGGUGUACCCACCGGGGAUGCCGCCGUGGGGCGUGUCGUCGCCGCCCGAGCUGCUGCUACCGGGCAAGAAUGUGUCCGAGGCAUCCGAGUAUUGGCAAUGGCUGCACUGGUAUGCGUCGUGGCAGCUCUACUAUGAGCAAGGCCGAGAGAAAACCUCGAGUCAACGCCAGUCGCGUCGCCUUGCCAAGCUCAUGGCAUCCCUCUUGGAGAAAGAGGCGUCGGCGCACCGAGCGUCGAGGCGCAGCAGCCGAGACCCCACUGCAUCGACGCGCAGUCGCCAUGUGUCCAAGGCCAAGAGCAGUCGCAGCUGGCUCGCGAAAGACCCGGCAUCGCACCAAGCACACCUCCACGAGGUCGCCCGAGGCGCCGACACCAGCAGUUGA
Saprolegnia diclina VS20 is the source of this 852-nucleotide messenger RNA. RefSeq lists its product as hypothetical. Lineage: Eukaryota; Oomycota; Saprolegniomycetes; Saprolegniales; Saprolegniaceae. The record is from RefSeq and is a predicted model, not a curated record. The transcript is spliced from 4 exons. The coding region runs from base 1 to 852 and encodes 283 amino acids.